Owenia fusiformis is the source of this 1077-nucleotide messenger RNA. The record is from the annotation of a GenBank genome assembly. NCBI's taxonomy places the organism in Eukaryota, Metazoa, Annelida, Polychaeta, Sabellida, Oweniidae.
GUAAACGACAAAAAACACAGACAAUCGCGAUCUGUUUGAUGCUUUCAAGAAGGGAAGGAGGACAAGCGAUGCAAGACGAAUAUCCGGUCUUAAAAAGAAUUAUAAUUAGUUACAACUGUUUCAACAGAAGAGGAGAUACGACAGUUGCAGAAAAUCUGUGAGAAAUCUUAUAUCUGAUCCAAUGUUCACUAGAAACAGGAUUUAAUUGAUUUUGCCAAGAUUUAGUGUUCACUCUUCACAGAAGAUAAGCUUCUUCGACGUCAAUGAAAAAGGGCCCGGGACGUUUAAAGCACAAUUGAAGUGAUUUAUGAUUGUGUUAUGGUAUAGGCCUAGCAAUUACUGCAAUGGUGUUUCUUUCAAUUUAUCUGCUCAUUUUCACUGUUAAUCAGGGAAUCGAUGCGCAAGCUAUUGGUAAUGUUUAUUCACGGCAGAAUGACAGGGCUGUUGUACCAUGCAAUGUGAGUUAUCCAAGUGAGCAGACAUUGGAAUGGUUUGAACUUGACCAGUCUGGAGACCCUAACCCAACACCCAUUUAUACAAAUUUUAACAACACUGGCAAUACAACAAAAGACCCAGAAAAAUACGAGAUGGUGCUUGGACCAAGAUACGACCUGGCUAUUAAUGUACUUCGCCCUGAGAACCAAAUAUAUUGCGUUGUGAAAGAUGCAAGUGGAAAUGAGGUAUCUCGGCCAAACACAUGGAAUAUUUGGGUGGCAGAUGGACCCAACUGCCAGGACCAGGUUCUGCAAGUGUCUCUGAAUGAUAGAGUAUACGUAGUGUGCAGACAAAAUUCCCAUGGUUCAUCCUUCCCAAUGGAAUGGUACAGGGAUGACGGGAGACAACUGUACACUCGUAAGGAGUACUCGUAUGAAGGAGACCAAGUGUAUAUGACUAUGACGCAUGAGUUCUUUGCGAACAUAAUCCAUCAUAAUACGGUGUUCUGGUGUACGUUAUAUCCAAAGGAAACUGGACCGGGUGAUCUCGCAUCGUUUAACGAUGCUACUUGCCCCACAAGGAUUGAAAUUGUUUAGUACUUUAAUGACCAACAUAUUUUCAAUAAAAUGAAUUAAAAAUGCA